This is a messenger RNA of Hemibagrus wyckioides, 1784 nucleotides long. RefSeq names its product secretory phospholipase A2 receptor-like. The transcript has 6 exons. The coding region runs from base 305 to 1420 and encodes 371 amino acids. Lineage: Eukaryota; Metazoa; Chordata; Actinopteri; Siluriformes; Bagridae. The record is from RefSeq and is a predicted model, not a curated record.
UCCAUGUCAUUCGGUGUCACAUGAAUCAGACUGAGGCUCAGGAAGCUCGCAGAGAAAACUACACCGACCUCAUCACUGUGUACUCUGAUGAAGACAACACUGAACUGGAUAAACUGGUGAAUGAUGGUGUCAGCUGGACUUUCUGACCAGUAAAAUGGUCUCAGCAGUCUUCUGUAUGAUGACUAGAACACAGCUGGUGUGACAUCAGCACAGUGAGGUGUGUUAAAGAGGUUUGUUUCGAUCACAGAGCCUCCAUUCAGCCCCGAGGACCUCACCAGGGCAUCACCUCAGCAUUGGCAUCACCAUGGUAACCGUGCCUGUCCUGUUCCUCCUGCUCUCAGCUUUUUCUCCUCUGGUCCACAGCCUCACUACCUUCCAUGUCAUUCUGGGUAACAUGAAUCAGACUGAGGCUCAGGAAGCUUGCACAGAAAACUACACCAACCUCGUCACUGUGUACUCUGAUGAAGACAACACUAAACUGGAUAAACUGAUAAGGAAGGAGAAUAUCACUUCCAGCUGGAUCGGACUCUCUCGUGGUCAGUUCAAUGAGAAAUGGUCUAAUGGUGAUCCUGUAACAUUUAUAAAUGUGAAAUGGGAUUCUGGGUCAUUACCCUGCUGUGCUGCUGUGAAAGCUGAUGGUGGAUGGGAAAGACUUCAGUGCACAGAACCAAGAUAUUUCAUGUGCUAUGAACAAGAUGCUUCCUCACAGACUCCUAAAUAUCAUCUAAUCCUUCAGACUAAGACCUGGUAUGAAGCUCAGAGUUACUGCAGACGGAACUACACUGACCUGGUCAGCAUCAGAGAUCACCAGCACAAUGAAGAGGUGAAGAGUAAAGGGUUAAAAAACAGCAGCAACACGCCCUUCUGGAUCGGCAUGCUGUGGGAUGACUGGCAGUGGACUGAUGGAGGAAACUCCAUCUACAGAAACUGGGAUUGGAAUAGCAGUCAAUCAUCAGUCAUUCAGUUAUCACCAUUCAGCUGUGUAGUACUGAGUGGAGGGAGAUGGCUCUCAGUCCCAUGCAGUGAUAAACACCCUGCUCUGUGUUACAACACUUCCAUCCAUGUGAGUGAAGUGACUCUGAGCUGGGAGAAAGCUCUGGAUUACUGUCAGGAAAAGAACAGAGCUGGACUGCUGCAGAUUGAGUCUAAAGAUGACCAGACUGAUGUGGUGAAAGAACUCAGACGGGGGGGUGUCAAUGACCCUGUGUGGGUGGGGCUUAGACAGAGCCGACUCUUUGGGUUCUGGAUUUGGCCCGAUGGGAAGGCUGUGUUUCCGUACUCCAACUGGGAUGAAGGGAAACAGCCUGAGCAUCAGCUCUCUCAGCACUGCGGCGCCGUCGUUCCACAGAGAGACUACAGAUGGAGAGACAUGAACUGUCGGGCUCAGUACAGGGUUCUGUGUCACACCAAAUGUUCAUGAACCACAGCGGGUUCUCUGGCUCCUUAGGGGUUCUUUGUUUUCUGAAAGUGUUUUAUUUUGAAUUCUGUCUGAAGUAUGAUGCUGUAGAGAUACCGUAACACUCCUCCCAAGAGAACCCCAUAUUUUCCUUCUUCCUCCAUCUCUCUCUCUCUCUCUCUGUAGAUGUGAAUGGUUUAUUAAUAGAUGGUGUAUUUCACUAGAUGUUUAUUUCCUGUUGUAGUUCUUGCAGAUGGAACUGCUGUGGUUUGGGGGUUUGGGUUCAGACUGAAUGUAGAUUCCUGAUAUUUUAUCUUCUUGAAGUGUCGUGUCCAUUUCUUCUGAAUGAAAGCGGAUUCAUUUAAUAAGCUUCUUCACUAACGAUGUA